UUUGGCGAGAAGUCGUGCUUAGUCACGGGUGUAAACAACAUGGCGGCGUGGAUACAGGUGCCCGUUUGACCAUUCGAAGAAAAUAGGAUAAUUGAAUUGUGAUUUCUGUGAAGGGACAGUGAACCAUAUCUAUUUCUUAGUAAUCAUGGCCCUCGUCAAACGGAAUGACAAACCUCAAACGUUUUCGUGGAAUGUGCGGGAUUCAAGAAAAACACAACACAAACUUCCUGUUAUAAAAAACCCACCAGUUAUAGACUACGACAAGUUACAGGAAUUAUGCAGCAUUGAUGGAAUGAAGAACAGAGACAACAAUGAGACGUCAGAGGAAGCACAUCGAGAGUUCAUGGCAAACUACCACAAGAUGUUUGUCAAACCUCCCAAGAAGUUAGGCUUCCCAAUCCACACCGAGAAGAGAGGGGAGAAUCGUGGUUCGACACUGAGUGUGAGUCAUAAAGCUACAGGAAGUGAAUCACAUGAGAAGAAACCUAUCAAGAAGCAACUUAAGACCCAUGUGGAGUCUCACAAUGUCAGUGAUUAUCUCCCCUUGCUUCACAAGGAACGCAAGAGUGAGGACCCAGUGGCUAUCAGAGCCGCGAACAUCAGGACGCUGCGGAGGAUUCUCAGAAAACUUCCCUUCGAGAGGACAGCAGUGGACAAUGACAGGGUGUUUUCUAUUCUGCGCACGUUCCCGUUCUUCGCCCAGUGCGUGCCCUUGAAUGUCCUGAAGGAGCUUUGUGUGGUCGCCCAACUCGAGAUCUGGAAGGAGGACAACUUCACAAUAUUCGGCAACUCGGGUCUGCACAUGGUUCUAAAAGGUUCUGUCCUGCCUCUGACAUCACCAUACCUCAACAUCCACUUCUCCCAGAUGGAGUUCCGCUCACCCACGCCAAUAGAGGACGAGGUUGAUGAGAAGCUUGAAGUAGGAGAAUGUUUUGGCACCUUGGUGAAGAUUGAGGACAGAUCAGCCAACACCAAAGUACUGAGUGUCAAUACAGAUGAAACCCCAGUGGAAUUAUUAAAGAUAUCCGUGUCCGACUACAACAGGGUCAUAGAGCAAAUCCGUCAGCGAGAGCACACAGAGAAGCUGAAUGUCCUCCUGUCAGGGGAUCAGUAUGGAGUGUGGCCUCGCCAGCCUCUCAUACAAGUGGCAAACCUCAUCGAGUGGAUGACAUACCCACCCAACACAGUGGUUGUGUCCGAGGGUUACAAGUCUCCCUUCAUCGGCUUCAUCAAGAGUGGGGAGUGCCACGUGCUGCGACAGGUCGAGGUCCUACACACUCUCCACAAUGGACAGAAGGAACGGAAGACAAAGCAAGUGGUCAUGGGAAGACUGAAACCAUCGGACUCCUUUGCUGAACUGAGCGUGCUCCUGGAUGAGCCAAUCACAUGCUCCAUUGUCACGGCAACAGAUAUUGAACUCGGCAUUAUCAAACCAGAGAGGAUCGAAGAACUUGAUGAAGUUACAAUACAGUUGUUCAAGCAGUCAAAUACAAGAACGUUUGGUGAUUUAACCAAGGAGGACAUUCAGGAGGAAUAUAUUCAGCAGGAACUGAAGCGAGAGUGGAACGAGUUCAAACACAGCGUUGUCGUAGAUGUUAUCAACUCACGCGGCAUACGACCAGGCUAUGGUCGCUGGACAAAAUGAAAGGCUCGUCCAAAGAUGCUGAAAAGACAAGCUAUGUGAAAUCUGGCACAAGGUGCUGUUGAUAUCAGAAAUGGCAGCUUUUGUACCAGAUAUUCUCAAACUAUGAUUCAGCUGAUACCAAUUGCUGUUAGAUAACGGCUCUUGUACUCGUACACACCACCAGUGAAAUAUUGCAACAAUGAGAAGCAUUACUCAAGGGCAGACUACUCUGUCUGUGGUCCAAUGACCUGGGUUGUUACUUAUUGUAGCAAAACUAACAGUCAUUCUGACAGAAAUAACACAAACAAUUGGCUGUGUGACCAGUUCCCCUGACACACCACCUGUAGUUUAUCAGAUCUUCAUGGGGAGGCAUUGUAUUGGAGUAAAAGAUCUUAGCAAGAUUGAAGAAACACAAGCAUUUAAAACCAGUAUUCCAUAGUAAGCAGAGACUACGACAAAAUUUCAAGAAAACAGAUAUCACUUGGUCCUAGGGACCUAAGUCAAUAGAUGUGAGAAUUGCUAUACCCAAGUGCACAUAAUCAGGAUGUUAUUACACUAGAUGUUCUACCCUUAUUGGUCAUACGUUAACGAAUGGAAAAACUUAUCUGACAUCCAGAUUUGAGUGAAAUAACUUCUUUCAGUCAGCCUCCAAGACACUGGAAAGAUCAUGAAGAACAGUGAGAAAAACAUAGCAUACAUUUGUCCUUUCUUGUGACCGGAAAAACAUGUAUGCAUAUAUUGUUUUAAUGAAUGAACUUUGUUGUGCGAUAAAAAAAGACAUAUGCUUUACAAUAUCUUUGCAGCAGAAUGUUUAAUCCAAAAUGUCAAAUCUAACAAUCUUUGUUUUCAUUUUGUAUGUUUUUAACAAUAUUUUUUGUAUUUAUGAAUCAUGGGCCAAAAGUUAACUUUGUACCAAUAUUUGUUAAGUGAUGACUAACUAAAAAUAUAUAUAAAAUAAACUGUAAACUUAUUUGUUGAAAGUGGUCAUGUUGCUAUGGUUUCUUUUGGGUAUAAAACACAGGUCACAAGCAGGCUAAGUUAAGCACCAUUGGUCGUGGAGAGUAGAUGGAUGGAGACCGUGUUCAGCAGCUGGACUCCAGAGUUUUAGGACUUUGUUCUGCCCCACAUUGAAUCACAUGUUACAUGUGGUGUCUCCUCAGGCAGGUGACUGUGAAAUGUGCCUCUGUUCAUCCCCAGCAGUGAAUGAGAUGGUAACAUUGCUAGUUUACAUGUACCAUCUUUUAAUGUCUUUCAACAUCUCUUGGUAAGACACUCUCC
This is a messenger RNA of Haliotis rufescens (red abalone), 2902 nucleotides long. RefSeq names its product cyclic nucleotide-binding domain-containing protein 1-like. The transcript is spliced from 14 exons. NCBI's taxonomy places the organism in Eukaryota, Metazoa, Mollusca, Gastropoda, Lepetellida, Haliotidae. The record is from RefSeq and is a predicted model, not a curated record. Bases 146 to 1645 code for a protein of 499 amino acids.